Pongo pygmaeus (Bornean orangutan) is the source of this 6539-nucleotide messenger RNA. It is a transcript of the gene SLX4IP, whose product is annotated as SLX4 interacting protein. Bases 452 to 1678 code for a protein of 408 amino acids. The transcript is spliced from 9 exons. The record is from RefSeq and is a predicted model, not a curated record. Lineage: Eukaryota; Metazoa; Chordata; Mammalia; Primates; Hominidae.
AUCGAAGUGUUUCGCUGCCAUCUUAAAUCCUGGCUGUGGCCUCAAUCCAGCAGCGAAGCUGCCUAGAUCAUUUUGUGUUUGGGCGGUGGCUGAGUUCCCAAACGCGCGCGGAGACCCUGGGAAGGAGGAAGUAAGCGCGAAAGUGCUUCCCUUAAGCUUCUGAAGGUUGGCUGCAGUUCCGGCUACCUGUGUAGUCCGAGUUUCCACAGCCAGGUGCUACUCCACCAGUGACCCUGGACAGUAACAAAACAUAUAAAAGCCCGAGCCCAAACCCCGCCACCAUCAUAGAGAUGAGGUCUUGCUGUGUUGCCUAGUUUGGUCUCGAACUCCUGAGCUCAAGUGAAUCUCCCACUUUGGCCUCCCGAAGUGCUGGGAUUAUAGGUGUGAGCCACCAUGCCUGGCCAGGGCCUGUCCUUUUAUUUGUCUGUAGUUACUGUGGAAUCAAUAAGCCAUGGCAUCUAAGAAAUUUGCUGUUAAAUGUGGGAAUUUUGCUGUCCUCGUGGAUCUUCAUAUCUUGCCACAAGGUUCAAACAAAGAUACAAGCUGGUUUUCUGAACAGAAGAAAGAGGAAGUCUGUUUACUGUUAAAAGAAACCAUUGAUUCAAGAGUUCGGGAGUACUUGGAACUUCGCAAACAGCACAGGCCAUCAAAUGCAGAAUUCACAAGAUCUAAUCCCUUGUCCUUAAAAGGUUAUGGCUUUCAAAUCACAGCCUAUUUCCUCAAGAGAGGGAUACGCCUUCGCUGCAUCAGGAGCACACAGAAUGCUGAACUCUGUGUAUUCCCUGACAGAUUUGUGGUUUGUGUCAGUCAGCUUGCAUUCAGUCGUGAUCUUUUAGCAAAUCAGAAUGAAGAUUUGACAGAAAGAGUUCUCCAUGGAGUGUCUGAUUACUUUGCUGAGUGUGCAGAGAGUUCACUUCCUCCCAGUGCAAAGCUCCGAAGAAAUGCUCUGAAAGAAAUUGUGAAAAGAACGGAAACAAAAAGCAGUGUCACGAGCAAAUCACAGACCAGAAGAGACACUGUGGAAACAUCUAGUGACUCAGUGAUUGCAGAGAUAGCAAGGAGGAGGAAUAAUGGUCAGGCUUCCUCCAGUCCCCCAUCAGAAUCCACAGGACAAGCAAAGGAUUACAUAAAGACAGCUGAGAGCCACUGGGGGCUUCCUGUUCAAAAGCUGGAAAAAGUUAAUCAGACCCAGCCAGAAGACACUAGUGGCCAGCAAAAACCUCAUCCUGGGGAGCGGUUAAAGACAGGGCUUCUAAGCAGGAGCCCUGUCUGUAGCUGUGAGUCAGCAUCACCAGGUCCAAAACAAAGUCCACGAGUGGCCAAAACCCAACAGAAACGCAGGAACUGCAGCUCUGCGGAAGACUUCGACCACCACAGGAGAGUUUCUCUUGGAAGUGAUCGAUUAGUCCCGAGAGAAAUAAUAGUGGAAAAAAGCAAAGCCGUCAGGGUUUUGCCAGCUUCAGAGUUGUCAGAUCCAGGGUUACUUUUGAAACAAGAUUUGGCAAAAACCACGUCUAAGGAAGAGUUGCAUGUUUUGGAAAGUCUCUCCUCCAGACAUCUUAUGAAAAAUAACCCAGGGCAGGCACAGCAAACCGGCUCAGCCACAAACACUGAAAGAUUAUCUACAAUUCAGAACAGCCCAACCAAGAAAAGAAAGAAAUAUGAAAGAGGCCAUUAACACUGAAGAGGACUGCACCAUUGGAGUUGAGGACAUAGUGGCCAAACCUGUGACAAGAGAGCUGCGAAUAUAGAUGCCGGGAUGUUAAAGGAAUUAAUUAGAAUGACUAAUUUAAAUAGGAAGUAUGUUAUCUGUGUUAUGGCUAUGGUUUGUUUUCAAAGCAUUUCAAACCAGGAGGCUAUAUGCUUGUUCUAACAGCGUUGCUUCUUUAUCAUUGUAUUUUAUGACUGUCUUCAGAGAAUUAGUAAUGACAAAGAGCCAUCCACCUUGUCAGGGAGGAGACUGUGCAAGGACUGCAUGAAGAAACUGAUCAUGAGCCCCUUCUUGGCACAUCACUGUGCAGACCACACAAUGGAUCACGCAAAGACAGUGCUGCCGUGCUGCCAUUCAGCUCCAGGGGUACAAUCCAUCCCCCUGCUCCUCAGCCUGAGUAGGAGGGCAGUGAAGGAACAGGCUAGUGGUUCUUAGCAUGUGGUCCUGGGACCAGCUUCGUUGUCUGGAAAUGUGCUAGAAAUGUGGUUAUUGGGCCCUGCCCCGUGCUGAGUAACUGCCUUUGGGUGAUUCUGAAACAUGCCCGAGUUUGAGAACCACUGGACUAAUAGAACACUCCCCAGUGCUUCCUCCAGCCUGGCUGCCAUGGCCUCCAUCGAGCUCACCAGUUGGGGCCAGAUGUGCACAUGCAUCCCCUCGGACUCCCUCAAACUUGUAAAACACUUGGGUUUGGUGUAUGGGUCACUCUCUUCCUGGCUUCUACAGUAUGGCAGCCAUCGCACCCACGAAGGUGUUACUUACCCUUAUAAUUGUUGAAGUUGAUGGGCAAUUCUGCCCAACCUUAGGAGAAGACAUCAGAGAGGCUCGUUGUUGCCUGUAGCUCAAGCAUGUCCCAGUCCCUGCUCUUGCACCCACCUCCAGGAUUUUGGUUUGGGACAGACUAUAACCUAACGGGAACUCAGUGACCAGGUUCCAGUUUCCCAGUUGGAAGGCUUCACAGGCAGUUCAAAUUUCAAGACGGGAGCCUUCCCUUUACAAUGUCACCCACUGUCUCCAGUGGGCUUGCUGAAAUGUCACAUAGUGAAUUAUAGCAAUGACUUAUUUUGGAUGGACACCCGCUAAAAAUUUCCAAUAACCAAAUUUCAUUCUAAAAUAGGAAAGAAACAAUAUUCAAGGUCCAUUCAUUCAAUACAUCUUUUUAUUUUUUCUGUUCAACCUGGGGUGGUCCUUUGAAAUAGCACCUCCCCUAAGUAAUAAGGAAAACAUAGUAUAUUCCCUAAAGUGUUGAAGUUAGCAGAAAAAUCACCCAGAAAAGCCCAAAACAAUGAAAAGAGUACAGAAACAGGCAUAGUGUAGGUUCAUGCUUGAGAUGGAUUAGUGGUUUAUUCCAUCCCGUUCUAUCCUUUCCCAUAUCUCCUGUCCCCACUUGUUAAGACCAGUAAGACUCAUGAAGCAGCAGCUAUAUUUCAUGGCACCAUUUUGGGCCAUGAAAUUCCAUCUUGAUCACCAAACCUGACUAUGGUGGUAGAUACUGUUACUUUGAUGUUCCAAACCCUGCCUAGAAACCGUUCCUGUCCCAUGAUCCCAGCCUCACCACCCCCACUUGAAACAGCCCUGCCUACUGGUGUCCUGUCCUCUUCCCUCUUGGCUUUUUUCCUGCUCCCAGCGGAACCCAGUCAAGGGAUUCUAUAGGAGAAGAGGGAGCCCAACAGAAUGCUAACUUCAGUGGAGCUGACUCUGCUUAUACAAUAGGGGUGGGCUGCACAGAGUGGAAACCGAGUACCUGGUAGAAUGUGCAUUUCCAUGGCCCACUGUAGGCCCCUCUCUUAGAGCAAACAGUAUUUUAGGUGUGCUCUUUAUUGAACACAGGACCACAGUGUGUCAUUGAAUCUUCUUAAACAGAAGCAAUUAGAACGAUUUAUAUAUAGGGAGGGCACAAGUAAUAAAUAACCCAGGGGAUAGACCAAGAAGCAGCAGCUCUCUGGAAAAGAGUCUGGAAUUAAAAAGACAGCUGUACUAGAACAAUAGCCACUGCCUACUCCAGAACUAGGGGGGAGGUAUUUGAGCUGGAGCCACCAGAGAAAAUUUCUAUUGAGAAGUUUUUAUGUGUUUGUUGUGUUGGUUUUUUGUUGUUUUUGUUUUCUUCUAAUCUUUCUCCGAAGUAUCACUCUAGUAUUGAGAAAUUUUUCUUUCAUUAGCUAACCUGGGUUUGGUGGUUAAGGCUAGUACUUGUACUUAGAAUGAUUUCUCUGUCAAGAAAAGUCUUGGCUUCAGAGUUUGUUAUAGUUGGGGAUAUAACAAUUACUGUGAUCUAAGAGAAAAAAUAGCACCUUUGGUUGUAGAUAGAUGUGGUUUUCCUCACAGCCCUCACAUCCCUUCAUGUAAAAGGGAUUUUAACAGGAUUUACGGAGAGAAUGGCUCUCAGUUCCCACACUGUGACAUGUGUUUGAGGAAUUUUGCCUUUAAGCGUUUUUCUUGUACAUGGCUGAAACACCCCUGGCUCUCUUGUUAUUUGAGUGGUUGCAUGAUUCUUUGGAUAUUUGGAAGUACAAAGGGGUAAAUGGAUGCCAGGGGUUUUUUGUUGUUGUUGCUUAUUAGGUAGGAUAUGAAGAGUUCUCACUGUUGGGAAUGGUAUGUGUUUUGACAUUCUUUUUUUUUUUUUUUUUUUUUUGGAGACAGAGUCUCGCUCUGUUGCCCAGUCUGGAGUGCAGUGGUGCCAUCUUGGCUCACUGCAAGCUCUGCCUCCCGGGUUCAUGUCAUUCUUCUGCCUCAGCCUCCUGAGUAGCUGAGACUACAGACGCCUGCCACCAUGCCUGGCUAAUUUUUUGUAUUUUUUUUUUUUAGCAGAAACAGGUUCUCACCUUGUUGGCCAGGGUGGUCUCGAUCUCCUGACGUCGUGAUCCGCCCACCUCGGCCUCCCAGAGUGCUGGGAUUACAGGUGAAAGCCACCGCACCCGGCCUGUUUUGACAUUCUUAAUGAUCUUAAUAAUUUGGCAUCUGAAAGUCUGAAACAAUGUCAGUAUUCUUAGUCAAAAAGAAUAAGUUCUUCAACCACUUGCGUAGCACCCCAAAUUAUAUUCAAGUCCCUGUGACUCCAAUGCUUGGAGAAGUCAUUGAUCUGAUUUGAUUAAUGUUAUAACUUUGAAUUUCCUAACUUUCUCAGCAGCAUGGAAAUAGAUUGGUGUUGAGGUUAUUUUAAUGUCCAUAAACUAAGAAAGGUCUGGGAACAAAUAAUUUGGCAUCUGAAAGUCUGAAACAAUGUCAGUAUUCUUAGUCAAAAAGAACAAGUUCUUCAACCACUUGCGUAGCACCCCAAAUUAUAUUAAAGUCCCUGUGACUCCAAUGCUUGGAGAAGUCAUUGAUCUGAUUUGAUUAAUGUUAUAACUUUGAAUUUCCUAACUUUCUCAGCAGCAUGGAAAUAGAUUGGUGUUGAGGUUAUUUUAAUGUCCAUAAACAAGAAAGGUCUGGGAACAAUCUGUAUGAUUUUUCUUUCACAUUUUCUUAUCUUUGCCACUGGAGGUUAACUGUCGUCCAGAUAUGCAUAUGAAUUGUGAAAUGCAAAGAGGCAAACAUUUGGGGGUAGGGAAGUAAGUGCUGUAGUUCUUUUGUUCACUUAUUUUAAUACUAUAGAAGUGUAUUUCAUUUUAUAAAAAGCAAGAAUCAUAAAAACCCUCUGUAUUUUGAUUUAUGGAGAAUAUAGCUUAUCUCUGAAGUAUCUCAAGAUAUAUCUUGGGGACCACAAUGGGAUCACAGUGUAAUUGUUUGCUGUUGGUGUCAUGUUUGGAUUUUAGCAUGGUUUGUUAUGCAUGUCAGUGGCCUUUGAUUUCAGAAAGAGCUUGGCGAGGGCAGAACACAUAAGGGAAGGAAACCUCUGCUCAAGAGAAUGGCCUGGGAUCACAGUGUCGCCAUUCCCAAUUUCCUUGAAUUCCUUCUUGGCAGGCCCUACUGUAAUAUUUCCACAAAACUGUAAUGAGUGGCCCUCCUUUGGAGAUAACAGAUGCCUUUCCUAAGAACUCAAAAUUCUCUUUUCAGCGUGCUGUGACUUGAAUAUGGAAAUCAUUUUAAUUUCUUCUUUUCUCUUAUGAGGAAAUUGCCAUGCUUGGUUUGUCAAGACAAGAGAGUUCAUUCCUUAUUAUUGGAACAUUAAUGAAUUGAAACAUGUUGAAGCAAGUAAAAAAAAUCAAAAUUAGGUUGGUUUAUCCUAAAUAGUUAAAAGCCUUCCUUAGUACAAAAUAAAUUAAGCGUUGUAAAAUGAAGUUAAUUCAGAUAAUUACUCAGUACAGAAAUCUAACCGUAUAUAUCAUUGGUAUUGCAAUUUAAGGGUAUAAUUAAAUUCUCAGAAAUCUGCAGGACUCGCUCUAAUUUGCUUUCUAUAUUUAUUUAACAAGACAGGGAACAAAUAUGUGUCAAUAUUCAGCUUAACAGAGGGGACUUGAAUGGAUAAAAUUAUCUUUAAUUAUCUAGAGCUACCCAGUACUGGGCUUGAAUUUAAUCACAGACAAAUGUUUCCUUUGGCAGCAUAAUAUUACCAUACACCAUAUUACCUUAUAAUUGCCAUUACAGUUCCUUAUCAAAAAUGUUAAUUAUUUGCUUGAGCAAAAAUCAGUAAAACCAUAUGUUUGACCCUAAAGUAUUUGAUCAGGGAACAGAAGGUGUGAAUUGGACAGAUCCCCCGAAUAACUUUCUUCAAUCAAGUUGAAAAACCAAACAGCUAUGUAAGUCCCCAGGAGAGCUCUUUUUCCCUUAUCUUCUCAUUUGUUUUGUUUUAAACUGUUUAAAUAGUUCAGAUGGUUGUGGAUGCCUAGGAGAUGAAACUUAUAUAGUAGAAAUGUACUGUUUUAUGAAUAAAGAGUAAAAUUGUUUUAAAAAA